Micropterus salmoides (largemouth bass) is the source of this 1029-nucleotide messenger RNA. It is a transcript of the gene ankrd33ab, whose product is annotated as ankyrin repeat domain 33Ab. The record is from RefSeq and is a predicted model, not a curated record. Gene Ontology annotation, molecular function: protein binding. The coding region runs from base 19 to 1029 and encodes 336 amino acids. Lineage: Eukaryota; Metazoa; Chordata; Actinopteri; Centrarchiformes; Centrarchidae. The transcript is spliced from 4 exons.
UACCAACAGAAUGGCUUGAUGGUGGCUUGCUUCAAAGGUUUCGUGGACAUUGUAUAUGGGCUCCACAACUGUCCCUUUAUAGACAUAAAUCACCAGGACAAUGAAGGCAACACCGCUCUGAUGAUUGCAUCCCAAGCAGGACACGUCAACACAGUCAUGUUCCUCCUAAAUUACUAUCCUGGUACAGACCCUGAAAUAAAGGAUUGUCGAGGUUUCACGGCCCUCAUCAAAGCUGCUAUGACCGGCCGCAAUGACGUCGUGGCUGCCCUUGUUAUGGCUGGAGCUGACAUUCAUGCAGUAGACACCACAAGAGGAAAAUGCGCUCGGGACUGGGCACUGAAAACAGGUCGCUAUGAGACUCUCUAUCGUCUCCGACGCCUCAAUAUGCGACCAAAAGCUGAGCAGUUCUGUGAGAGUUAUGUCCCUGAGUGGCCUGAGCUUAAAGCGAGAGUAGCCAAGGCCACAGCUGAGAAAAGUGCCACGGGAAAAAUCACCCAGCACCUCAAAAAUACAUUCGGGUUCAGACUUCCUCGUGACCCCCAGGAUAACGGGUGCUUGGACCACAUGGUGCGCAUGACCACCAGUGUCCACAGUCCCCUUAUUUCGACUGGAUGCCACCCACUGUGCCCUACAAGCCCUCCUGAGGUUGGGAAGAGACGCCAGGCUGUGCAAGAGCUGGUGAAGAAUCACCCAGAGAAGGAAUUAGAAGAGAGCUCAGUGUGCCAUAGCAACGGCUCAGUUUCACACAUCAUUCCCACAAUCUACUCUGCAGAGUCCAUCUCUACAACGUGCUGUGCCGACACUGAGCGACGAGGCAGCAUCCUCUCAUUGGCUUCCGCCAAAGUUGCGACUACAUUUAUUUCCCGCAGUAUGGCGAGAAAGAACAGCGUAUUCCCCUCGGGCUGCAUCCCCAAAAUCAACGUCAGCAGGCCUUCAGAGGCAACACCAAAGAAAGAAAAGAAGAAGAAGAAGGAAAGGGGCUUCUUGGAACCACCCAACCUGCUGGUGGAGCAUGUUAGUAAACUGUAA